Molecule: messenger RNA, 2112 nt
Organism: Tachysurus fulvidraco (yellow catfish)
Lineage: Eukaryota; Metazoa; Chordata; Actinopteri; Siluriformes; Bagridae
Gene: otx2a
Product: orthodenticle homeobox 2a
Exons: 4
Coding region: 491-1555 (354 amino acids)
Biological process (GO): regulation of transcription by RNA polymerase II; multicellular organism development
Cellular component (GO): nucleus
Molecular function (GO): DNA-binding transcription factor activity, RNA polymerase II-specific; RNA polymerase II cis-regulatory region sequence-specific DNA binding
Source: RefSeq, a predicted model, not a curated record
GUUGAGCUUGAUUUUCGAUUCGCGCGGCAGGUCACCGUUACGUCACAAUGAAACAAUGCCUCUCUCACUCGUGAUUGGCCAGCUCGCUCGAUCGUAAAGAACCGCGUGCGCUCUGAUUGGCUGAGGCAGGCGGUCCCGCAGGUAUGCUUUUACUCAUAGACGGGACAACGCACCAAAAAAGUGAUCAAUCUCAAUUCGACAACAUUGGCAGUCAUCUAUAGCGCGGCGCGCGGAUGUGAGAGCAGAUUGGGGCAUUUGAUCUUUUUUUUUUACAGCCAAGGAGUAUGUUGGUGUUUGAGCUUAUAUUGUAUUAUUAUUUUCUCUAAUUUAUCCUUAAACAAACAUUCUGUACCGUUGAACAUAGCCAGCCUCGUGGAUAUUCUUUACAGAAAGUGGAUACGCGAGAGGUUCACCAGGUGUGUGUGAGCUCUGCGGGGAGACUCCGACUUUUCGGCGCGGACUCCGCCGUUACCCCACGCGAGCUGCUAGAAUGAUGUCAUACCUCAAACAGGCCCCGUACGGCGUGAACGGCCUGGGGCUCGGGGGCGCGCCCAUGGAGCUCCUGCACCCAUCCGUUGGGUAUCCAGCCAAUCCCAGGAAGCAGAGGAGGGAGAGGACCACGUUUACGCGCACGCAGCUCGACAUCCUGGAGUCUCUGUUCGCCAAAACGCGUUACCCCGACAUCUUCAUGCGCGAGGAAGUGGCUCUGAAGAUCAACCUGCCGGAGUCCAGAGUACAGGUGUGGUUUAAGAACCGGAGAGCUAAGUGCAGGCAGCAGCAGCAGAGCAGCAGCAGUAGUAACAGUGGCAGCAGUGCUAAAGUCCGGCCUGCGAAGAAAAAAGCCUCCCCAUUGCGUGAGAGUCCUGGUUCUGAGAGCAGCGGCCAGUUUAGUCCUCCUGCUGUGUCCAGCACCAGCUCAUCCUCAUCAUCUUCCUCCUCAUCCUCUUCAAAUUCGAACCUUGGUGGACUGGGCAUGAGCAGUAGCUCCGCCUCUGGGGCCACGCCUGUGUCUUCUAUCUGGAGCCCUGCCCCGAUAUCACCUCUUCCGGCUCCCCCCACAGUCCCAGAUCCUGCACCUCCUAGCAGUGCAUCCUGUAUGCAGCGUGGUGUUUCAGGAAGCGGAGGGCCAGCUGGAGUAGCCUCGUACCCAAUGUCUUACAACCAGACACCUGGUUAUGCCCAGAGUUACCCCAGCACUGCGUCCAGUUCAUAUUUUGGAAGCAUGGACUGUAGCUCCUACUUGGCACCCAUGCACAGCCACCACCCACAUCACCCUCAGCUCAGCUCCAUGACAGGCACCGGGGUGUCUGGACACCACACGCACCCUCAUCACCCCCACCACCUUGGACAGAGCAACGGGCACCACCACCCUCACCAUCACCCGCAUGCACACACACACCAGAGUUAUGGUGGUGCUGCGCUGCCCUUCACCUCCUCAGACUGUGUGGAUUACAAAGACUACAAAGACCAAGCUGCUUCACCAUGGAAACUAAACUUCAGUGCAGACUGUUUGGACUACAAAGACCAGGCGGCUUGGCGCUUUCAGGUCCUGUGAGGAGAAGCUGUUUUUUUGUUUUGUUUGUUUGUUUUAGCAUUUUAGUUUCGUUUAGAAAGCCACCACACCAUAGAACAAAACAAUUCCUGAUUGUGCUCUAAAGACAUUUAAAGAGCCAUUUGGGAAUGGAUUUCAAGGUGGAAACCUUCUAAAAGAGGAGAUACUCUAGACCACUCUGUACUGGUGUUGCAGGAUUAAUCCCAUGCCAAAGGUCUUUGGCUAUCAGCUCUGCUGUCUCUUUGCCCACACCGCCUUAAACAAGAGGAUCCUCUGAAGACUUUUCUCUCUCUAGCUUUUGCUAAUUUGUGAAGGGAAAAAUACUAUCUCCUCCUGAAACAUAACAUGGUUUGGCCAUAAUUUGGUAUUUAAAAGACUAAGAGAUCCACAAAGCCCUCUACAUCUCCUUGCCUUCCUCAAUCCACUGCAACUCGCUGCACUUGGACUUCUUGUGUGUCUAUGAAGGCAAUACAUAUAAACUACAAUUAUACAAUAUGAUUGUCCUGCAACAGAGUAAACAAAAAUGUGAACCAAACCUGUUGCCUGUGAAAUGUUAAAAA